Anisakis simplex (herring worm) is the source of this 1560-nucleotide messenger RNA. The record is from the annotation of a GenBank genome assembly. Lineage: Eukaryota; Metazoa; Nematoda; Chromadorea; Rhabditida; Anisakidae.
AUGGCCCGGUGUGAAGAUACGAUUAACGAAGAAGGGCGCCGAACAUGUGAAAAACGAUUCAAUGGUAAAUUACUUCUAUCCAAUCUACAAGUGUUACAUUACGUACCACCAGUCAAUACAGCACUCAACUUCAUGCCACCCUCGUAUAUUCUCCUUCAACUUCAAGGAAUUGAUAUCGCGUUAACCGGAAGGUUUCUCGGAUUGGUUGGCUUGAUGUCAAUCCAAGGUGCCGUGACCGGCGAUCUUCGGCAAUUGAGCAUCAGCAUUCAGACUGAAUUCAAAACAGCACCAGAUGGUCUUAUGCAAGUUAGGGUAGUUGACUGCUCAACGACGGUACGCUAUAGUGAGUUCUACAUCGAUGCUGAGGGGCCAUUCAGUGGUCUCGUUAAGAUGUUUGAGGUAGCGUUUAUCGACCUUAAGGGGACUGCAUACAUUUUGACGUUGCUUGUCUCACUUGAAAUGAAUUUAAUGCAGGUACAAAUAAAUGAUGCGAUAAGGCAACAAAUACCGAGCGUUUUGUGUAGUAGUAUACAAAAAUUCAUCGAGGACGCAUCACCGGCGCUAUUCAAAAGACUCGCUCGUGCGGAUCUCAGUGAUCAGUUCAAAACCCCUGGGCCAAUCGGUAUUCCGGCAGUGGAACGCUUAGUGCAUCGAUUCACGAAGGGACUUUACAUCGAUAACCGAAACAUUGCUGAUCCAACAAUUACUUACGAUUUCUUUGAAACACAACAAUCGGGUGAGAUUCGAUACGACGAUAAUCCACGCCGUACACCGUUCUUCCCGUCUCCAAUGCGCACCACGAAUGAUUCUGAUCGAAUGCUCUACUUUUAUGGAUCUGAAUAUUUGUUUAAUUCAUUGCUAUUUCAUGCAUAUGAAGGGAAUCGACUAAUGCUGGAGAUUGACGAAUCAUCGUUGCCACCAACGUAUAAACCACUUCUGUGGACAUCGUGUGCGAAGCCAACAGGCGGAAACUUUUUGGCAACGUUUUGUCUCGGAAAGCUAAUUCCGGCAAUCGCUGAGAAAUUCCCAAAUGCGACAUCAUCGUUCGUUCUGAUUCCACACGAAUUGCCUGUAUUCCAGCUGAUCGACGGCAUUGGCACAAUUGAUCUGAAAACAAGAGUCUUGACGUAUAUUAAUGAGGGAAGACGACGGCGACAAAUUUUAGUGAGUUCAACGGAUGUAGUUGCGGAUUUACGCUUGCUGAUUGAUGAUCACAAUUUUGCUGCAGACUUUAAACUUCAUAAACUCGCAGUCGGAUUGCAUCGAAGUGCAGUGGAUGGUAUCAGUAGUGAAGAAAUUUCACAAAUGGCCCCACUCGCUAAAACCUUCCUUGGUCCACAACUGUCGAAAGCACUACGCAAAGGUCUACCGUUUCCACUGCAGGAAUCGCUUGAAUUCAUUAAUCCACAACUGCGAGUUCAUGACGGUUUCGUCGAAUUGGCCACAGACUUUCGACUGGGUGAGCGAAAACUACGCGCCGAAGUCAAACAAGCGUUCCAGUCGAAAUUCUAUCGCCACUCAUUACCUCCUCGGUCAUCAAACACACAUUUAGACUAUUGA